AUGGCCGAUUCUCCUGUUAACGCCGCUGGCAACUUCAUCCACGGCAACACUGUUGCCCCCACAAACUCUGGACUCUUAAAGCUCUUUAGUCUCCAGGGCAAGACUGCCAUUAUCACCGGUGCUGGCGCUGGUAUUGGUCUCGCAGUUGCACAGGGCUACGCCGAGGCCGGUGCUAACAUUGCCAUCUGGUAUAACUCCAAUCCCAAGGCCAUUGAGCGUGCAGCCGAGAUUGAGGCCCAAUAUGGCGUUAAGUGCAAGGCAUACAAAGUCAAUGUCAAGGACUCCAAGGCCGUUGAAGAGGCUGUAGAUCUCGCAGUCAAGGACUUGAACGGCCGCCUGGAUAUUCUGGUGGCCAAUUCUGGCAUUCCCUGGAUUAAGGGCGCCAUGGUUGAUGCUCCCCUAGACCACUACAGCGAUGUUAUCGGCACUGACCUAGAUGGUACCUUCUACUGUGCCCGUGCCGCCGCCGCACACUGGCGACGACAGAAGAUCGAAGGCACAGACAUCAACGGCAACAAGCUCGAGGGCUUCACCUACGGUAGUUUCAUCGCCACAGCCUCAAUGAGUGGACACAUUGUCAACGUUCCCCAGCUACAAGCUGCAUACAAUGCCGCUAAGGCCGGAGUUAUUCACCUUUGCAAAUCCCUCGCUGUUGAGUGGGUGAAGUUUGCUCGGGCUAACUCUGUUUCUCCUGGUUACAUUGCCACUGAGAUCUCCAGCUUUGUUGCUGCGGACACUAAGAACAUCUGGAAGGAUAAGAUCCCUAUGGGACGUGAGGGUGAGGCACAUGAGCUUAAGGGUGCUUAUCUUUACCUUGCCUCUGAUGCUGCCAGCUACACCACUGGUGCUGAUAUUCUUGUCGAUGGAGGAUACACUCUGCCUUAG
This is a messenger RNA of Penicillium taxi, 885 nucleotides long. Its product is annotated as putative carbonyl reductase. The transcript has 3 exons. Bases 1 to 885 code for a protein of 294 amino acids. Gene Ontology annotation, cellular component: intracellular anatomical structure. Gene Ontology annotation, molecular function: oxidoreductase activity, acting on NAD(P)H, oxygen as acceptor. The record is from RefSeq and is a predicted model, not a curated record. Lineage: Eukaryota; Fungi; Ascomycota; Eurotiomycetes; Eurotiales; Aspergillaceae.